Penicillium maclennaniae is the source of this 363-nucleotide messenger RNA. RefSeq lists its product as uncharacterized. NCBI's taxonomy places the organism in Eukaryota, Fungi, Ascomycota, Eurotiomycetes, Eurotiales, Aspergillaceae. Bases 1 to 363 code for a protein of 120 amino acids. The transcript has a single exon. The record is from RefSeq and is a predicted model, not a curated record.
AUGCGUUGGUGGGCGGAUGCAUGGCUGCCUCUGAAAAACAAGGCAACCAAGGCCUUGGAGCCGGCGGCUCCGGCGUGCAUUUCCGUGUCGAAACCGCCACCGUUCAACCAAUCGCGCGACCGGAUCCCUCAGUACAGCGUAUUGCAUCUGCGACCGGCCACGAUUGCGAUAGUUCAGAUCGAAAGCAUCUCUCGACUCUGCGCACCUGCGGCGGAAGCCGGGCCAACAUGCAAAGAGAUUUUGGAGACAGUUCAAACUCUGCGCACAUGCAGUGGAGCAGAUUCCAACGAGGUGACCUACCGUGCAUGCACCGGAUCCGAAUCUCAAAUCUCAGGCGCACAGAACGCAUCGCUCGGUGGCUGA